GCUUGUUUUAUUUUUUCUCUUUUAGGUGGCAUUCUACUGACUACCAGCCGGCAGUAUAAGACAAAGCCCACUCAUGGGAUUGGAAGAUAUAAGCACCUAAUUAAAGAACCAGAGUCCAAGAAGAAGAAGGGAAAAGUGGAAGUGAGACCCAUUAAUUUGGGGACAGAUUCUGAAUAUGGGGUUUUAAACAUUCAUUUAACUGCAUACGACAUGGCCCUGGCAGAGAAUUAUGCCCAGUAUGUUCAUAACCUCUGCAACCAUCUCUUCAUCAAAGUCGAGGAAAGUUAUGCRAUGCCCACUAAAACCAUGGAGAUAUUGCAGGUGCAAGACCAAAGCAGCAAAAUGUUCCUGGACUCAGUCCUUACUGUCCAUGAGCGAGUGGUUCAGAUCAGCGGUUUGAGUGCUACAUUUGCAGAGAUUUUCUUGGAAAUACUCCAAAGCAAUCUUCCUGAAGGAGUCAGAUUGUCAGUAAGGGAGCACACUGAAGAAGACUUCAAGGGAAGGUUCAAAGCUCGGCCAGAACUGGAAGAACUGUUGGCCAAGUUGAACUAGUUAUUGCAACUGUUUCAUGCCCCAGCACUGGUGAUAUUGAGUGCCAAAGAGAAGAUUUUCCAGAUGGUCAGGGUUAAGCAGGAGACCCAGAUCCUUAGAUUUCAUAAGUACCCAUUCUCACAUGGAAGAGUUCUCUCCUCUGUAGCAUGGCUGCACUUGCUAGCUGUUACCACAUAUCUUUGUGAUAACACAGGGAAUCCUCUAAUAAAAACAUGCUACUGCUGUU
Urocitellus parryii (Arctic ground squirrel) is the source of this 778-nucleotide messenger RNA. The record is from RefSeq and is a predicted model, not a curated record. NCBI's taxonomy places the organism in Eukaryota, Metazoa, Chordata, Mammalia, Rodentia, Sciuridae.